UAUCCAACCCGUCGCCAACACCUUCAAGCAAAACAAUUCUAGAGAGAGAGAGAGAGAUGCGCAGCGCGUAGGUGUGACCUAGCCGCGGUCGGCCGGUUCUUGGCUUGGUGGGACUGCCAUGGCGGAGUUGGCUCCUCAAGCUGAAGUGUACGCGCCAAGGAGUGUUCAGGUGUUGAAGACGCUGUUGAACUGGCUGGCCUUCUUCUUCCAGAUCUUCGUGCAGAUCGUCAGAGGGACGCCUUCGGUGACCCAAGUUCUCUCCUACGUCGGCCUCUCUUUCCUCUCUUCCACCUCUCCUUCCUUCAAGCCUUUGCCCCUCGCCCCCGAUUCUACCGAAUUGCAGGACCCUCCUUCCGCCGCACUGCAAAUCCUCGGCGACACCAAGAGGCUUACGGUGGUUCUUGAUUUAGAUGAGACUCUAGUGUGUGCUUAUGAAACAUCUAGUUUGCCUGCUAUUGUUCGUGAUCAAGCUACAGAAGCAGGGUUGAAGUGGUUUGAGCUGGAAUGCAUAUCUUCAGAAAAGGAAUGUGAAGGCAAACCCAAGAUAAACUAUGUUACAGUGUUUGAACGUCCAGGAUUAUCAGAAUUUUUAAAACAACUCAGUGAAUUUGCUGAUCUUGUGUUAUUUACUGCGGGUCUUGAAGGUUAUGCCAGACCACUUGUCGAUAGAAUAGAUGUUGAAAAUCGAUUUUGUAAUAGACUGUAUCGGCCUUCUACCAUUAGCACGGAAUAUCGUGAGCAUGUGAAGGAUCUGUCUUGCCUCUCAAAGGAUCUCUGCCGAACAGUUAUUGUUGAUAACAACCCAUUCAGUUUCUUAUUGCAACCAGUGAAUGGAAUUCCAUGCAUCCCAUUUUCUGCAGGACAGCCACAUGAUGAUCAGCUUCUGGAGAUCCUUCUUCCACUCCUCAGACACCUCUCUCAACAAAAGGAUGUGAGACCCACUCUGUAUGAGAGGUUCCACAUGCCUGAAUGGUUUCAAAAGCAUGGAAUCCCGUGCUCUGGUUCGACAAAGUAGGAUGAAGAUUGUAGACAGUUAAAGUCGUAUUAUUCUUUGUUGGGGCGCAUGAAUCGGGCACUUUCUGUCCAACGCAAGCACGUCUUCAUCGAACUCAAGUUUUUGUAUAGCAUUUGUACACAGGAGCAAUUGGUGAAAUCGCAAAUUUCUCAGUUUCUCAUUGUGAAGGUUUCCCUUCUGCAUGAUUCACCUAUGCACACCAACAUGUAGAAUUGUCAAAAUUCUGAUUGAUUCUAAUGUAAUUCUCUCUGUUUAUAUGCUAGUGUUUGCUGUUCAUGUAUGUUUUUUAAGUUCUGUAAACCCGUUACAAAUAACUAUUAUUUGCAGCUUUACACGUUUCUUGUGUUGCUCGAUAAUGCUAAUGGAACAACUAGCAUUUAUUAUGUGUA
Camellia sinensis is the source of this 1404-nucleotide messenger RNA. RefSeq lists its product as uncharacterized. Gene Ontology annotation, molecular function: phosphatase activity. NCBI's taxonomy places the organism in Eukaryota, Viridiplantae, Streptophyta, Magnoliopsida, Ericales, Theaceae. The record is from RefSeq and is a predicted model, not a curated record.